Messenger RNA from Glycine soja, 1040 nucleotides. RefSeq names its product photosystem I chlorophyll a/b-binding protein 5, chloroplastic-like. The record is from RefSeq and is a predicted model, not a curated record. Bases 2 to 859 code for a protein of 285 amino acids. The transcript is spliced from 6 exons. Gene Ontology annotation, cellular component: membrane. Gene Ontology annotation, biological process: response to light stimulus; photosynthesis, light harvesting in photosystem I. Lineage: Eukaryota; Viridiplantae; Streptophyta; Magnoliopsida; Fabales; Fabaceae.
UAUGCAUGUGGUUGUGGUGAAAGAGGCAAAUUUGAGCACGGGAAUAGGAGCAGAUAAUCAGAAAACAAUGGCCGUAGCAAUAGGAAGAAGCUUCUCCAUUCAGCCCGGCUCUUUAUUCAACAACAAGAGCUUGGAUAGAGGUUCACCAGCUGGAAGAUUAUCGUGGCUUGGGGAUGGUGCUGCUGCCACUCCACGUUAUAGGCAAACUUGUGUUGGGGCGCAACAGCGACCUACAUGGCUCCCAGGACUUGAUCCCCCACCUCAUCUUGAUGGAACUCUUGCUGGAGAUUUUGGGUUCGACCCACUUGGACUUGCAGAGGAUCCGGCAAGCUUAAGGUGGUAUGUGCAGGCAGAGCUGGUUCAUUGUCGCUUUGCAAUGCUUGGGGUCUUCGGAAUUCUAGUGACAGAUCUACUUCGCGUCACAGGAAUUAGUAAGAUACCGGUUUGGUUUGAAGCUGGUGCGGUAAAAUACGACUUUGCCAAUACAAAGACACUCUUCCUUGUUCAACUAGUUCUGAUGGGGUUUGUGGAAACUAAAAGGUAUAUGGAUUUUGUUAGUCCUGGAUCUCAAGCUAAAGAGGGGUCCUUCUUUGGAUUGGAAGCUUCACUGAAAGGCUUAGAGCCAGGGUACCCUGGGGGUCCUCUGCUAAAUCCUCUUGGCCUAGCUAAAGAUAUUAAUAACGCUCAUGACUGGAAGCUUAAAGAGAUUAAGAAUGGGCGACUCGCAAUGGUGGCAAUGCUUGGCAUCUUUGUACAAGCUUCAGUGACUCAUGUUGGACCAAUUGAUAAUCUUGUGGAGCAUCUUUCCAAUCCAUGGCAUAAAACAAUUAUUCAGACCCUUGCCAAUUCUAGCUCUUAGUUCUAGAAAGUACUGUAUGAAUAUGUGGCUUGGGCUUGAGCUUAUCCAUAAAAUGAAAUUACUUUUUAUUUUUCCACCUCGAUCAUACUGUGGUCAAGGAUCAAGUUUAGAUGUAAGGGUCUUGAAGCACAUUCUAUUACAUUUUCAAUUGAUUUAAUUAUUUGUUUAAGCUUUGGGGAAA